Messenger RNA from Capronia coronata CBS 617.96, 534 nucleotides. RefSeq lists its product as uncharacterized. The record is from RefSeq and is a predicted model, not a curated record. Lineage: Eukaryota; Fungi; Ascomycota; Eurotiomycetes; Chaetothyriales; Herpotrichiellaceae. The transcript has a single exon. Bases 1 to 534 code for a protein of 177 amino acids.
AUGAGCAUUAUUGACUUAGUCCCUUAUCUUCUGCAGCGAGGAUUCACGCUUCCUCCCGCAAACACCCAAUCUGCCAAGCAGGCCCGUAGUGCGUUCUUCUGCUCGCUAUGUCAAAAAGGCUACAGCCGCAUGAACGAGUUCGAGGCCCAUGAGUCGUCCUAUGACCACCAGCACAAGAAGAGAUUGAAGGAGAUGAAAGAAAUGCAGAGACAGGUACAACCGAAGAAAGAAGAGAAGGGGCCCCUCAUGCAGAUCAAGUUGGGCACUGGUACGAAGAGUGCAACGGCGGCGGCGGGAGGUGGCGGCGGCUUCAAAAAGGGCGGUUUCAAGAAUGCUUUCGCACCGGUCGAGGGCGAAGUCGCUGUCAAGGCUGAAAGGAAGGAUGACGGUGAUGGGACUACUCUCGAGAAGAAGGAGGAAGAGAAAGUGGACGACCAGGACAGCGAUAUGACUGAUGAAGAUGAUUAUUACGAUCCACGCAGACCGACUGGAUGUAUGCCGGGCUGCGGGAGCUAUGUUGCGGCUGGAGCUUGA